CUUCGGACAUCGCUCGCCUGUAACGGUAUUAGCAGUGUCGCGGUCAUUUAGUGUUCUUCUCUCUGCGUCUACUGAUGGUCAAAUCAUGCUUUGGGAUCUCAACCGCCAAACCUUUGUUCGAGAGCUUCCAGCCAAAGGACAUGUAGAUUGUGCGAGAAUCAACGAUGUGACAGGAGAAAUCGCAGUCUGUCGGGGAAGACGUAUCAGCCUAUACACACUCAAUGGAGAAUUAUUGCUAGACCAGGCAGUGUGCGAGUCAGACGAUGAUCAAGUGAUGUCCUGUGUCUUCUACGAGGGCGUAAACAAUGAGUGGCAGGAGCGAGAGCUUCUCUUCACUGGCCACAGACGAGGCGUCGUCAAUAUAUGGAGUAAAAUCGUCCACAACGGACGCUUCGAAUAUGAGUUAAUUCGGCAACUUCAUCAUACUGACAGCACUCGUGAUACUGGCGCCAAUAUUUCCUCCGGUAUCAGCUGUAUUCUCACGCUUCCACAUGUGGUCUAUACGGGAGAUGAAGCGGGGAAAGUGUAUGAAUGGAGCUGUGUCCAGCGGCGCUAGAAGGAUAUCCAACGCUCGACUACCCUAUCGCCCACAAGACCCGUACAAACUCAACUUUGGAAUAGUCGAAUAUAGCAUAUCAGCUUUCUACGGUCUCUCUCUCUUUUCCAUUCUGCCCAUUU
This is a messenger RNA of Aspergillus caelatus, 678 nucleotides long. RefSeq lists its product as uncharacterized. Bases 86 to 556 code for a protein of 156 amino acids. NCBI's taxonomy places the organism in Eukaryota, Fungi, Ascomycota, Eurotiomycetes, Eurotiales, Aspergillaceae. The transcript is spliced from 4 exons. Gene Ontology annotation, molecular function: protein binding. The record is from RefSeq and is a predicted model, not a curated record.